Molecule: messenger RNA, 575 nt
Organism: Aphis gossypii (cotton aphid)
Lineage: Eukaryota; Metazoa; Arthropoda; Insecta; Hemiptera; Aphididae
Exons: 2
Coding region: 111-458 (115 amino acids)
Source: RefSeq, a predicted model, not a curated record
UUAUAUGUAUAAAACAAGCAAACGCUUAUUAAUUUAAUAAUAAAUUUUAAAACUAUAUUUUACAUAAAUCAUAAAACAGCCAUAUAUGCGGCUGCUGUGAUAUAUUGUCUAUGUGGCCGUUUAAUUAUGUUUGGGAAGAUGAAGAUCCAGAUCCGACACCUAACACGGUAGUUCGUGAACCGAUGUUCGAGUUUUGGGUUCACGUGUACAAAAAGGAGCGAAAAUAUGUAAAUUUGAGCGAUCGGGGGACGGAAAUACAAACUAAGAGUUGGAUGGAAAAUUGCAUGUCAAAACUUCGUCCCAGGACUCCACCUGGUAUGUGCGUAGUAAUGGAAAAAAAGCUGAUAAAAAAGUGUUUGAUUACAAUCUAUAAGAAAAAAAGAAUUUAUAUCCCAGUUAAAUUUCAAGAUGAAAACGUAUCAGUGAUCAGUCAACAGCCGACUGCUUCAGAAAAAUAAGCACUGAUUGAUUCGAUUUAUCUGCAGGUAUUUACGUUAUUAAAAAAAAUUAUUGUAUUGAAGUCAAUAAAAUGCGAAGAUUUAUUUAAAAUAUAUAAUAUAUAUUAUAUGAAAUAA